AUGGCAACUUCACCAUGCAUCGACAUCGAUCAAACAACAGCUAUCGUUGAAUGGCAGUGGGAAGGUUCUACGCGUACAUUGGCGACCGGCGAUCCCGAUCACGAUGCGAUACAUUUCACGCUGCGACUCGAUUUGACCGAGGUCGACGGCAAAUCCUGCGCGCAUUUCGAGAUUAGCAUUCCCUUUCGAUUUAAGGAUAAACCAUCAGGUGCAGGCGUAUGCAUCCGCAUCAACCCGUUCUUCGUUAAAUCCUUCAACCAUUCCAUCUUAUUGAAUCCGCCCGACGCUGUCAAACAGAUAUUCGACUCGACUACAUAUCUCGACUUCGAACUGUACAACAAAGUCACUGUUCUCAUUCCUAGCGACGUCAAAGAGCCGGUUGUGGCAGCCCGGGCGCGCUCUGGCAAGGUUCUCGACUCCCUCUACGAGCUAUCUCAUGUCACAUCUCUACGAAUUUACAUCAAAGAAGCUCUGCUAUCGCUUGAUAAGUUCCACGCUAUCUGUGAAGCUGUGAAGCGACGUCAAAUUAGGCCUUCCACUGAUCCCAAUCAUGAUAUCUCACGUAUGUUCAGUGACAAUGGAGGCAAGAUUGCAACUAUCAGUCCGCCCAAGCCUCCAUCCUAUGAUAAAGCAACAAAGCUCCCACCCAACACGAAAGUAACAGAGCCACCAGACGGGAAAGCAAUACAGCCGCUACCCAGCGUCCCACCGUAUACCCGCAAAAGGUCUCGACAAGACAGCCAGGCAGAUGUAUUUCGUCAGUUCUUUGACAAGCUGAAUAGGCUGGAGUCCAAAGUUCAAGAACAGGAAGCCGACAUUGUCCAGCUCAGAGCCCAGAACGCUCAACUGAAAGAUAAGGUUGCGUGUUUGGAGAAGCGCUACGAGGGCUUGGAGACACAAAUAUCGCUGUCACAAGCCCAUGGAAAUGACUCAGAGGAGGCUGCCAUGAUAGAAAUACGAGAUGACAUUGACUCGCUCAAUGGCAGAGUAACUACUAUCGAGAGUGUGAGAGAUGAAGAAUUCAGUGAGCAGAUUAAGGAGGAGAUCUUUGAUGAACUAGCCAAGCGUCUUUUAGGUGGAUGA
This is a messenger RNA of Fusarium poae, 1083 nucleotides long. RefSeq lists its product as uncharacterized. Lineage: Eukaryota; Fungi; Ascomycota; Sordariomycetes; Hypocreales; Nectriaceae. Bases 1 to 1083 code for a protein of 360 amino acids. The record is from RefSeq and is a predicted model, not a curated record. The transcript has a single exon.